Colletotrichum higginsianum IMI 349063 is the source of this 1686-nucleotide messenger RNA. RefSeq names its product Unsaturated glucuronyl hydrolase. The transcript has a single exon. Gene Ontology annotation, molecular function: chondroitin hydrolase activity. The coding region runs from base 1 to 1686 and encodes 561 amino acids. The record is from RefSeq and is a predicted model, not a curated record. NCBI's taxonomy places the organism in Eukaryota, Fungi, Ascomycota, Sordariomycetes, Glomerellales, Glomerellaceae. Gene Ontology annotation, biological process: polysaccharide catabolic process.
AUGGCAGAAAUAGAAGCCGAACCAUUUCAAGUCGACGUGGAUACAACACCUUCGUCCAGAGCCAGCAUUUCCGCCCGCCGUCACAACAGCAUGUCAUCCGAUCCACCAACCUCGACACCGGGUGAUAGAUCGCUGGAAGUCAGCAGCGAGACGUCUUGGUCCGAUGCGGCCGUUGAGACCGAAGACUGGCCGGCCUUCGAUCCGGUGCUCCCUCUUUCAUCCUAUCUCUCGGAGCUUUACGAGGAGAACAUUACAGCCAAGAUCUGCCGCACCGCGACGAAAUCACUCCAGGAGAACGUCUCGUUCGCCUCGAGCGAGGUGCGAAAGACGCCCAUCGCCUACCCGGAAAUCGUGCCUCAGGAGGGCCCCGACGCUGGGCAGUACGAGUUCCGCGACGCCGACUUCUGGACCUGCGGCUUCUUCCCCGGGACGCUCUACGCCCUGCUGGAGCGAGGCGUUAAACACCCGCAGACGAUGCGGCUCUCGGACGCCGGCCCGGAGCUCCAGACGGCCAGUCUCCGCGCGCAUUUGCGGGACUUAUGCAAUACCUGGGCCGACCCCUUGCACGGUAUGGCCGGUAGGACCGACACCCACGACAUCGGGUUCAUCAUCAUGCCGGCCCUGCAGCGGGACUGGGAGUUGACCGGCAACCAGAGGAGCUUCGAUUCCAUCGUCCGCGCGGCCCGCAGCCUGGCCACCCGCUACAUCCCUUCCGCCGGCGCCAUCCGCAGCUGGGACUGCCUUCUGAAGAAGGACAUCACCGUGACGGACCAGACCACCAACUGCCUGGCCAUCAUCGACAGCCUCUGCAACCUGGACCUGCUGUUCUACGCCGCCGCGCACACGGGGGACGUGACCCUCGCGGACAUGGCCACCACCCACGCCCGCACGCUUCUGCACACGCACCUCCGGCCGGAGCCCACGAAUACGCUCGCCAAGGACGGGUACAGGGGCCAGCACUACUCGACGUGCCACGUCGCCAACAUCGACCCGGCCACGGGGGACCUCAAAUGGCGCUGGACGGCGCAGGGCUACGCCAACGACUCGACGUGGGCCCGGGGCCAGGCGUGGGCGGUCCUGGGGUACGCGCAGACCUACCUCUGGACGAAGGACCGGGUGUUCCUCGAAGCUGCCUGCGGAGUCGCCGAGUACUUCCUGUACAGGCUCGACACGGCACCAUCGUGCGUCGAUAUCCCGGUUGCGGACGAAGAGGGGCGGCGGGGUUCCGGCCUGUAUCACGGCCUGCCGAAGAAGACCGUGGGACGCCGAGUGCCGCUGUGGGAUUUUGACGCUCCCAUCCAGGACCAGUCGGACCCCCUGAGAGACUCUUCGGCCGGGGUGAUUGCGGCCAACGGCAUGCUGCUGCUCUCGCAGGCCCUGAGGGGCGUCCAACAGCACGCACUAGGGCGUAGGUUCUACCAAGCCUCCAUCGAGAUUGUUAGGGACACGCUGGACCACUCCCUCGCCGUUGAAAAGGCGCGGUUCGCGAGGGACGGGGAUUCCGGCGGUGGCAUCCUCGUCGAGGAGGUCGCCGCCGCGGGGAGGACCUUUGGCGGCAUCCUGAAGCACGGCACCGCCAACAACAACGAGAACGCGAGGCGGAGGUACUGCAACCACGGCCUCGUGUACGGGGACUACUACCUCGUGGAGUUCGGGAACAGGCUCUUGAACAUGGGUCUGGCGUAG